Messenger RNA from Cinclus cinclus, 2640 nucleotides. RefSeq names its product SKI family transcriptional corepressor 2 (gene SKOR2). Gene Ontology annotation, molecular function: RNA polymerase II cis-regulatory region sequence-specific DNA binding; DNA-binding transcription factor activity, RNA polymerase II-specific; SMAD binding. Bases 1 to 2640 code for a protein of 879 amino acids. The transcript has 7 exons. Gene Ontology annotation, biological process: negative regulation of BMP signaling pathway; negative regulation of transcription by RNA polymerase II. Gene Ontology annotation, cellular component: nucleus; transcription regulator complex. The record is from RefSeq and is a predicted model, not a curated record. Lineage: Eukaryota; Metazoa; Chordata; Aves; Passeriformes; Cinclidae.
AUGGCGACCAGCCCGCUGCCCGGACCCACAGAUAUCUUGCUGCCGUCGCCGUCCAGCGCGUACCCGCCGGACCCCAUGAACCAGCCGAGGGCCGGCCACGCUGCCAUGAAGCCCAACCAGGUGGGGCAGGUGAUCCUCUACGGCAUCCCGAUCGUCUCCCUGGUGAUCGACGGGCAGGAGAGGCUGUGCCUGGCGCAGAUCUCCAAUACCCUCCUCAAAAACUUCAGCUACAACGAGAUCCACAACCGGCGGGUGGCCCUGGGCAUCACCUGCGUGCAGUGCACGCCGGUGCAGCUGGAGAUCCUGCGGAGGGCCGGGGCCAUGCCCAUCUCCUCCCGCCGCUGCGGCAUGAUCACCAAGAGGGAGGCGGAGCGGCUCUGCAAGUCCUUCUUGGGGGAGAACCGGCCCCCCAAAUUGCCGGAUAACUUCGCCUUCGACGUAUCCCACGAGUGCGCCUGGGGAUGCCGCGGGAGCUUCAUCCCGGCCCGCUACAACAGCUCCCGGGCCAAGUGCAUCAAGUGCAGCUACUGCAGCAUGUACUUCUCGCCCAACAAGUUCAUCUUCCACUCCCACCGCACACCCGACGCCAAGUACACCCAGCCCGACGCCGCCAACUUCAACUCCUGGCGCCGCCACCUGAAGCUGACCGACAAGAGCCCCCAGGAUGAGCUGGUCUUCGCCUGGGAGGAUGUCAAGGCCAUGUUCAACGGCGGCAGCCGCAAGCGAGCCCUGCCGCCCGCCCCGCCGGCCCCCGCCGCCGCCGCCCCCGCCGCCUGCCACCCGCUGGGCUCGGUGAAGGCGGCGGCGGUGGUGGGCGGCGGGCUGCUGAGCCCGCACCUCCUGGCCGCCCCUCCCGACCUGCACCAGAAGCGGCCGCGCUUCGAGGAGGACGAGGAGCUGCAGGAGGCGGUGGCGGCGGCGCACGGCGGCAAGAGCCCGAGGAGCUACCCCGUCAUCCCCGUGCCCAGCAAAGGCUCCUUCGGCGGCAUGCUCCAGAAGUUCCCCGGCUGCGGCGGGCUCUUCCCGCACCCCUACGGCUUCCCCGCCGCCGCCUUCGGGCUCUGCCACAAGAAGGAGGAGGGCGGCGGCGGCGAUGCCCUCGGCGGGGCGGCCGCGCACAAGGCCGCCGGGGCGGCGGCGGCGGGCGGAGGGCUCUCGGGGCUCUUCUGGCCUGGCAGGAAGGAUGCCGCCUUCUACCCGCCCUUCUGCAUGUUCUGGCCGCCGCGCACCCCGGGCGGGCUGCCGGUGCCCACCUACCUGCAGCCGCCGCCGCAGCCCCCCGGCGCCCUGGGAUGCUCGCUGGGGGGGGACGGGGCGGGUCUGCUGCGCCAGGCUUUCCUGGACCUGUCGGAGCCCGGAGGCGAGGCGGGGCCGGCGGGGCUGGGGUCGGGGCCGGCGGGGCUGGGGACACCGCCCGCCUCCGCCCCCCCGUCCGCGCCCGCCGCCGCCGCCGCCGCCCGGGACCCGCUGUUCGAGUCGCCCCCCGGUGGCAGCGCCGAGCCCGCCUCGCCCGCCGCUUCCGACGGGGGCAGCGGCGGCGGCGGCGGCGGGCGGGUCCCCCCGCACCACCCGCACCUGCUGGAGGCGGCGGGCGGGCGCAAGGCGGGCGGAGGAUACCACCACUCCAGCGCCUUCCGCCCGGUGGGCGGCAAGGAGGACUCGGAGAGCCUGGCCAAGCUGCACGGCGGUGGCGGCGGCGGUCCCCCGCGCUCCGCCUCGCCGCUGCAGCUUCUGCUGCCGCCGCCGCCGCCGCCGCCCCCCGAGGAUGCGGGAUGCGAGAGGCACCCGCAUCCUCCGCACGCCGCGCACCGCCUCCUCUCCCCCGGAGGCACGAGCUGCAGCUUCGCCAGCGAAGAGAGCAGCGAGGAGGAGGAGGACGAGGAGGAGGAAGACGAGCCCGAGGUGGACGUCGAGGGGCACAAGCCCCCCGAGGAGGAAGAAGAAGAUGAGGAGGAGGAGGCCGAGGAAGAGCCCCGCGGAGGAGACCCCUUGGCGGCCGGCGGCCGCUUUCCACCCGCCCGGGGGCUGCCGGAGAAGGGCGGCCGGGAGCGCCCCGCCGCUGGCCCCUUCCCCCGUCCGCCCGUCGAGGAGAAGCCGGGGGAUGGUCAAGUCCCACUGCAGCCGCCUGCUGGGGCCCCGCGGGCGGGCAGCGGCGGCAGCAGCCCGGUACAUCACCCGGCGCCCGAGGAGCAGCCCCUCUACAAAGAUAAUCAGAAGAGCAAGGAGAGUAAUCAGGUCAUCCUGCCUACGAAAGAGGACACCUUCUCAGAUAAGAACAAGGAGCAUAAUUUUUUCAUCACAGAUUCAGAGCCUUCAGGAGGAGACUUCUGGAGAGAUAUAGCAGGAGAACACACACAAGAAACCAGUUCACCUCAUUCUCUGAAGAAGGAUGUGGAAAACAUGGGGAAAGAGGAGCUCCAGAAGGUUCUGUUUGAGCAGAUCGACCUACGGAGGAGGCUGGAACAGGAAUUCCAGGUGUUGAAAGGAAGCGCAUCUUUCCCAGUCUUCAAUAAUUUUCAAGAUCAGAUGAAGCGGGAACUGGCGUACAGAGAAGAAAUGGUGCAGCAGCUACAAAUUAUUCCCUAUGCAGCAAGCUUGAUCAGGAAAGAAAAGCUCGGUGCACACCUCAGCAAAAGCUAA